CCAUAAUCAUGUAUCUUUUGUCCCACAGAAACACGUCGAUCAACUUUUUCAGAGCUUGCUGGACUUUUGCCAUGACGUAAAUAACGUGCGUAGCCUUAAACAACGGGCGUGGCUUUCUGAUGCAUUUGUAUUGCUGCGUCCGUGCAGCUCAAUGCGGAAGACUGACAGGGAGCACGUCAUUCCUGAUGAACUGAGAAAGCAAUCCUGAAGAAAGUUUCCAAGGAGUUCGAUUGAGACCUGAAGUGUUUGACUUGUCAGGUCAAAAAUCAUAACCAUGUGGCCAAAUCAAGGUCCUCCCCCUCCAGUGGGCCCACCAAACCCUGCCUACCCUCCUGGCUACAACCCUGCAUAUCAUGUUGCACCUACAUCGGGACUCUUCCCCCAACCAUCACAUCCUGGGCAAUUCCCAGCUGGGCAAUACCCAGCUGGGCAAUAUCCAGCUGGGCAAUAUCCAGCUGGGCAAUACCCAGGGGGCAUGAACCCAACCAUGGGGCCACAUGUACCUCCAGGGGCCAUGCCUUAUGGAGCUCCAGGUGGAUAUCCACUAGUCCCUCCUGCAGGUACUCACCCAGGUCCAUACCCGCACUCUCCAAAAGGGUGUCACCAAAAAGGCCAUAAAGGCCACAAGGAUCAUAAAGAUCACAAAGAUCACAAAGGUCACCACAAAGAUCAUCAUCAUGGAGGGUUAAAUCCCAUGGCUGGAGCAUUUGCUGGAGGAUUGCCUGGAAUGGGAAUGGGGUUGGAUGGACAUAAAGCCCACAAAAAGAUGAAAAAGGGGAAGAAGAUGAAGAAGGCGAAGGGGCACAAACAUGGCAAGUCCUCCAGCAGCAGUAGCAGCAGCAGCAGCAGCAGCAGUAGUGACUAAGACUGAGGACACCAGGCUUUUUCAGAAGUGUCACAUUACAAAAGUGCAACCUUACUAUUACAAAUAAAUACACUAAAGUCAUACUUAUCACUUUAAACAGGACAUACUAAUUGAAAAUAAAAUAAAGGUAGCUAAAAAGCUGUUAUAUCUCACAAGAAAUGCAUGCAUACGCUGUUGCUGUAAACAUUUUCACAGCAUUUUGCUGUGUUUGCAUUCCAUCAUGUCUCUAGUUUGUGGUGUUUUUGGGGAAAUGGUCCACUACAAGUACAUUGGUGUACAAAUGUAUUGAAAUAAUUUGAAGAGGGGCUAAAUGAUGAGAAAAUCUAACAUUGUGAUUCAGUAAAAGAAUAUAUGUAUAUUAUGCUUUUUUCUCUUUUCUUAGGAAGUUUCACCUUGAGAUGGAGAUUGAUACAGAUAUUAAGUGUCUAUUUUAUGCUAAUUUGUGUUCACUGCUACACAUGACUGCAGAAUGCAUUGUUCUGCAUUGCUUUGUAUCUGCAUUAAUUAAUUUAAAUCAAACUUGUUUAAUAAAUACAUUUAAAUUAAAAGACUGAC
This is a messenger RNA of Anarrhichthys ocellatus (wolf-eel), 1420 nucleotides long. It is a transcript of the gene prr13, whose product is annotated as proline rich 13. Lineage: Eukaryota; Metazoa; Chordata; Actinopteri; Perciformes; Anarhichadidae. The transcript is spliced from 4 exons. The record is from RefSeq and is a predicted model, not a curated record. The coding region runs from base 275 to 865 and encodes 196 amino acids.